Ogataea angusta is the source of this 432-nucleotide messenger RNA. RefSeq lists its product as uncharacterized. The transcript has a single exon. Gene Ontology annotation, cellular component: mitochondrial large ribosomal subunit. Gene Ontology annotation, molecular function: structural constituent of ribosome. The record is from RefSeq and is a predicted model, not a curated record. Bases 1 to 432 code for a protein of 143 amino acids. Gene Ontology annotation, biological process: translation. Lineage: Eukaryota; Fungi; Ascomycota; Pichiomycetes; Pichiales; Pichiaceae.
AUGAGGUCCACGAACGUCUUGCAUUUCCAGGAGACGCAGUCGGCUUUGUUGCGUCGCCCAUGGAAGACGUACAGAGAUGGUACGCUGUUUUACGGCAUGACAAAAACGGGAAACAAGAGGGUUCCUUUGACCACAAAGCAAGGCAACAAAAACUUCUAUAAGGGAACCAGAUCGUCGGGUAUCGGACGUCUGAACAAGUGGGGAACGUACAACAUCGACUACCAGCGUGUCCGUACUUUUGUGGCACCCUCUAACCUCGCCGACUUCAAUUUGAAGCCACUGGUGUCUUCGAACGCAGUCAUUCCAAAGAACACGUUUGAUGGCUAUUCGAGCGUUACAGACGGGAAGUUCUUGUUUGACAAAGUGAAAGAGUAUAUUGAGACCGGUGAGGUGAAACAUCCGCGCACAGAGGACUAUAUAGAGAGAGCGUAA